AUGGCGUUAUACGUGAAAGCGUUCUCGUUGGUUCUGAAAACAGUCUCCAAACCGAUGGCGAAAUCGUUGAAAUCCUUCAUCGUCAGUCAACCAGAGCUGAAAAAGACGUGCAUUUCCUUGGCGCAGAAAAUCAACGUCAUGUAUUCGUACAUCGUGUUAGAAGCGCCGAUACCACGAAAACCAGCGACGACGACGGUGAUGGAUACAAAAAGUGGGAAACCGUUAGAGAUUGUGGUGACCAGAGGUCGGAGUAAAUCGUCCUCCGGAGCGUCUUCGUCUUCGCACCACCAAUACGUGAAACCUUUGUCGGACGACGUCGCCUUGACGAACGGAGCGGAGUUAGUGUCGGAGAUCUUUCUCUUUUCCGUCGCCGGAGGGUUGGUGUAUUGGGAAGCCGAGAAAUCGAACGAACGCGAACGUGAGAAGAAAAAAAUAGCCGCCGUGGAAAGGCAACAGCUGACAAAGUUGAUGGAGUUAACGAAAGAGAGUUUAGAAGACGUGGUCGAAGAGUUGGAGGAGUUGAAGAGAUGGAGAGAGACGGUGAGAGAGAAGAACUAUAAGGAUUUCGUCGAAAAAGCAGCGUUUGAUGAUAAUAAUAAUGAUAAUAGGAGUAGCAGAACCGACGAGACUGGCUGA
Bathycoccus prasinos is the source of this 636-nucleotide messenger RNA. RefSeq lists its product with no specific name. The record is from RefSeq and is a predicted model, not a curated record. Gene Ontology annotation, cellular component: mitochondrion. Gene Ontology annotation, biological process: regulation of lipid metabolic process. Lineage: Eukaryota; Viridiplantae; Chlorophyta; Mamiellophyceae; Mamiellales; Bathycoccaceae. Bases 1 to 636 code for a protein of 211 amino acids. The transcript is spliced from 2 exons.